AGGUUAUAGUGGUAUGGUAUAACCUGAAACCCUUAUAAUUUACAACGGUGUAUUAACUUGGGAGGUCUGGCAAACUCGGUUUACUGAAUGGAAUCAACAAAAAUACGAUAGAAACCUAACUAAAAUAACGAUAAACGCCGACGUUUCCACGUGGGAGCCAUGUUGCGCAUCCCCGAUGAAUAUCUCGAUUUCGACCCAUAAAUCGCUCAUUCUCACCGAGAAUUACUGCAGAUCAUAAACACACACACACACGCUUCAGUGCUAAUGACUGCGCGUCUGGAGCUGAGGCUGACUUCUCAUUACGAAAGAAUGCUACACUUCAGCUGGGGUGUAAAUCGAUAACGGAGUGUCACCUGGUGGAGUUUGGACCAAACUCCUUAGAGGGCUAAAGUUCAGUCGCUGGCGGACUGGCAGGCGAGAUGAACUAGGGAUUUAAAUGGGCGAGAAGGAAGGGGGGAACGCGAAAAAGACAGGGACGAUAUUACAACACACACACACAGGUUCAAAGCCUGCAUGGGCUGUCAAACUCACACCAUCCGCGAAGACCCUGACGCAGUCACACGCUAAUGACACGACCCAGGCUCCUUUAACCUUUGACCUUUGACAGCAUGGACCCAACGCCGGUAUCCCACGUAUCCACGUCCGGAUCUCCGGGCUCUUCCCGCCCAGAAUCCCUGGCUAUCGCUGACAUCGUGGUGCUGGUCCUGUAUUUCCUGUUUGUCUUGGCUGUGGGGCUCUGGUCCAUGUGGAAGACGAAGAGAAGCACAGUGGACGGGUACUUCCUAGCUGGGAAGAGCAUGGUGUGGUGGCCGGUGGGAGCGUCUCUCUUUGCCAGUAACGUGGGGAGUGGGCAUUUCAUAGGACUGGCGGGAUCGGGGGCCGCGUCUGGCAUCGCCGUCACCGCGUACGAAUGGAAUGGCAUGUUUAUCGUGCUGCUGCUGGCCUGGCUUUUUCUGCCCAUCUACAUCGCUUCUGGGGUGACGACCAUGCCCGAGUAUUUGCAGAAGAGGUUUGGAGGGAAAAGGAUCCAGUUGUUCAUUGCUAUUUUGUAUUUGUUCAUUUACAUCUUUACCAAAAUAUCGGUGGACAUGUACGCAGGAGCUGUGUUCAUCCAGCAGGCCUUGCAGUGGGACCUGUACCUGGCUGUGGUCGUGCUCCUGGUCAUCACUGCCUUGUACACUGUAGCAGGUGGCCUGGCUGCAGUGAUCUACACAGAUGCUCUUCAGACUGUCAUCAUGCUGAUCGGCGCCCUGAUCCUCAUGGGCUUCAGCUUUUCGGCAGUGGGGGGCUGGGAGGAGCUGCACAACAAGUACUGGGAGGCCAUUCCUGAGAUCCGAGACCCCAACACCACCUGCGGCCUGCCCAGGCCAGAUGCCUUCCAUCUUUUCCGUGACCCCGUGACCUCUGACCUGCCCUGGCCGGGUAUCCUGGUGGGGAUGACCAUUCCAUCCAUAUGGUAUUGGUGUACUGACCAGGUAAUCGUUCAGAGGUCUCUGGCAGCCAAGAACCUGCUUCACGCCAAGGGUGGCUCCCUGUUUGCCUCGUACCUGAAAGUGCUGCCAUUUUUCAUGAUGGUGCUUCCUGGGAUGAUCAGCAGAAUACUCUUCCCAGAUGAAGUGGCCUGCGGAGACCCAGUUGUAUGCAAAGACGUCUGUGGAAAUCCUGUGGGGUGCUCCGACAUAGCGUACCCCAAACUGGUGAUGGAGCUUUUGCCUACAGGCCUGCGUGGGCUGAUGAUGGCCGUGAUGAUUGCGGCCCUCAUGUCCUCCCUCACCUCCAUCUUCAACAGCUCCAGCACCAUCUUCACCAUCGACCUGUGGAGACACUUUCGCCCCUGGGCGACCGAGUGGGAGCUCAUGAUCGUAGGCAGGGUUUUUGUGCUGGUGCUGGUAGCGGUGUCCGUGUUAUGGAUCCCCCUGGUCCAGGCCAGCCAGGGAGGGCAGCUCUUCAUCUACAUCCAGUCCAUCAGCUCCUACCUGCAGCCCCCUGUCGCCAUCGUUUUCAUGGCCGGCUGUUUCUGGAAGAGGAGCAGCGAGCAGGGUGCCUUCUGGGGCUUAGUGCUCGGGCUGCUGGCCGGCUGCGCGCGGAUGGCCCUGGACUUCGUGUUCCCAGCACCACAGUGCCACGAGCCGGACGAGCGGCCCGGUAUCGUCAAGUACGUCCACUACCUGUACUUCUCCAUCAUCCUGUCCCUGUUCACGCUGGCCGUGGUUGUGAUCGUCAGCCUGGCCACGGAGAAACCGCAGAGGGAACAGAUCAGCCGUCUCACCUGGUUCACGAGGUUGGACCGAGCGGCUCCGUCCAGAGUGGAAAUCGCCGUUCUGCCCGCUGAUGGCGGGACUGCAGUGCCGGAGAAGGAGGCAGAGAGAGCCGAGAAUGGAGGCACGCCCAACCCGCGGAAGGAGUCCAGCUCGAGCCAGGCCAGCGAGGAAGGAGGCUCCCGCCUCAAGUCCGUCUUUCUCUGGGUGUGCGGGAUGGAACGCAAAAGGGAAGGGGGCGGUCCCAUCUCGCCCCCGCCCGCCGUCGCUGUCUGCUCCCUGGCCGAGGACCCCUGCCUGAGACACGUGCUCAACGCCAACCUCCUCGUCUGCAUGUGCGCUGCGGUUUUCCUGUUUGCGUACUUUGCCUAGCGGACGGCGCAAUGAAGGCGGCCCACCAAAAAAAUAAAACCCCAGGAGCGGGAGGCCCUCGCUCCCCAGCACGUCCAGAGUAAUGAGACCUAUCGCGAUGGUGGCAUACUCGGCCUCGGUGGAGACCAUCAGAAUAAAACCCAGUGCCUUAGCCCCUCAGGGGGUUGCAGUUUGAAGCCUCUGCCCCAGCCUGAUGAAAAGCAGGCAGUGCAGCUCAACCCCGAUGCACACUGUCCAGUCCCAGCAAGCCUUUAAGUUGUCUUUGUGCAUCGGGGGCCUUGGGAGACUGUGACCUCAAGGACAGGACAUCAGCCAACAUUCACUUUGUUCAACAAAGAUGGCGGAGGGACUGUUGUAAGAAAUCAAGACUGAGCUGAGGCUGGUAUCUAGAGGAAACCCCAUCUAUCUUAUCACUGCAGAUUCUUCUAAGAGACCAGCAGCGAAGGCGUCGACCCAUUCCAUUCAUUGUAGUUCUGCACUUCCACGGCGUUAAUUUAGUCCGGGAAGAUUAUGAUGAAAACGUUCAACAGCCGGUGUCUCAUUUUAGUUAAAGAUGAAAUUCUCACAAAAGAUAUAAUCCCCAAUGCCAAGAAUGAAGACUAAAUUGCUUUAAAUUUGAGUGAAUAAAGAAUAAACCAGAUGACCCGUCUGCCACACUCA
Messenger RNA from Lepisosteus oculatus (spotted gar), 3290 nucleotides. RefSeq names its product solute carrier family 5 member 11 (gene slc5a11). The record is from RefSeq and is a predicted model, not a curated record. Gene Ontology annotation, molecular function: D-glucose:sodium symporter activity. Gene Ontology annotation, cellular component: plasma membrane. Lineage: Eukaryota; Metazoa; Chordata; Actinopteri; Semionotiformes; Lepisosteidae. Gene Ontology annotation, biological process: transmembrane transport.